CAACCAACAAUAAAAGCAGUAUGUUCAGACAACAAACAUUGUUUUGGCGUGUAAUGUAUUUGGUUAAGCCAUUCGCGCAAGAAUAUGAGUCAUUACCAGAUGAUUUCAUCAUGUAGCAGGUCAACAUUAACACUAACCAGUCGACUUCGAACCUAGUUAGUCUUACUCUUUGUGACUUGAGCUCUGUUGAAGCUGUCAAAUAUGGAGUUUGAGGAAGAGAGAACUCAGGAAAACAUCACAGAGGAUUCUGACAGACAAAUCCUCAUAGAUGAGAUGAAACAAGAAACUAGCCAAAACAUUUGCCAGCACUUCCUCUUGGGCAGAUGUCAUUUCGGAGACAGAUGUCGACUGUCUCACAGCAUGCUUGAUGUCUCUCAAAGCACACACUCAGAGGAAGAUGAUACAACCAUCACAGAAAAGCAGAGCAAGAGCCGAAAAAAUGGAAAAAAGAUUAAUGCUGAAAAGCAGCAUAUGAAAACUGAGAGGGAAGGGUGUAAGAAGAAGCCACGCAUGCGUACAGCCGAUGAUGUCAUCUCCAGAAUUAUAUGGGACGCCUCAGUGGACCCAGCUGAUUUUGUAGUUGGUCACCUGGACCGCUUCCUUGGGGUGCUGGAACGCCCAUUCUCUGACUUCUCAUGGGACACUCAGGUGUGUGACUGUGACUUCUCUGAGGAGUUGGCUCUCCCUCGUCAUAGGAUCCAGUACUUCACCUACAAAGGCCGCCGGUUGUGGGAUAGAGACAGUCGCACUGACAGGGUGUUCGGCUCCACUGGGCAGACUAUUUUGCCCCCUUUUGGCGGUGAGGAUCAGCAGCAAGACACACCUGAUACUGGACAACAUGAAGAGACCAUCAACACAGUGGAUGUUUCAAAUGACCUAGAGCAAGCAACUGACUUUUCUGAAGAACAGGAUGAGGUUGUAACUACAAUUACAACAACAAACAAUAAACAACAGCUGGAAGGUGCCAUAGAUCACUCAUUAACCGAAAAUGCCAAGGAAGGAACCAGUGAUGGCAUCUUACCAUUGCAACAAGUAUCUGCACCAGAAAACAAAGAGAUGGCGGCUACUGAAGAUCUCAGUUUGAAUCAUUUGUCAGAGGAGCUAUCCAUCACUCAGAAAGAAGAACCGGCUGAAAUGGUGGAAGAAUGGAAGGAGAGCUGGGAUGGAGUGAGUGGUCCAGAACCAGAGCCGGUAUCAUUCGUUCAGCCACAACCACAGCCGAGACGUCCACCACCACGCAGACCCACUCACUUCAUCUGCUUCCGUGUGGACUCUCCUGCUGCUCUCCUGGCCUUCCAGCGCGUUCAGAGGAAGGUUCUCUCCCACCUUCCUCAGUCAGAGCCGCUAUGGGUGACCCCGGAAACUUUACACAUCACUCUCUCUCUGCUUGUUCUCAAUAGCCCAGAGGAAGUCAGCGCUGCUGCUGAGCUCCUGCAUACCACAGUCGGAAACUCCCACAAACCCCCUAUAUCUGUGUCUUUCCCCCUAAAACUACGGCACUUCAAUGGGACUGUUCUCCAUGUGACCCCACAACCCCUAUCAGAUGUCCAGAGCCUGAAUUCCCCUCUCCAAGAAGCCUUCCAUGAGAAGGGCUGGCUUCACCGCCAUUCCCGAUGCCCUUCGUACCAUCUCACCCUGGCCAAAGUGAGGAGCCCCAUGACAGACAAGAUAUUUGAAGGCAUAGGGGCUGUAAAACUGGCCAAAGACGUGAAUUUCGGCAAGCUUGAAGUAAAUAAACUCUAUCUUUGUGUGAAUGGUCACACAAACACAGAGGACGGUUUCUAUCAGGUUGUAUGUGAUGUGCAGCUGCCCAUUGUGUAAAUGUGUCAGAGAUGA
Rhinichthys klamathensis goyatoka is the source of this 1836-nucleotide messenger RNA. RefSeq names its product leukocyte receptor cluster (LRC) member 9 (gene leng9). Lineage: Eukaryota; Metazoa; Chordata; Actinopteri; Cypriniformes; Leuciscidae. The coding region runs from base 202 to 1821 and encodes 539 amino acids. The record is from RefSeq and is a predicted model, not a curated record. Gene Ontology annotation, molecular function: metal ion binding. The transcript is spliced from 7 exons.